Gracilinanus agilis (Agile Gracile Mouse Opossum) is the source of this 885-nucleotide messenger RNA. Its product is annotated as nmrA-like family domain-containing protein 1. NCBI's taxonomy places the organism in Eukaryota, Metazoa, Chordata, Mammalia, Didelphimorphia, Didelphidae. The record is from RefSeq and is a predicted model, not a curated record.
AUGGCAAGCAAGAAAGUCAUCGUUGUGUUUGGGGCAACAGGUUCUCAGGGUGGUUCUGUGGCCAGAGCCAUUAUGAAGGGCAAAGAGCAGUCUCAGGAUGUGACCAGACCUUCUGCCCUGGCCCUAAAAGAACUGGGAACUGAGGUGGUGAAAUGUGACCUGAAUAACCAAGAGUCCCUGAAGGGAAUCCUAAAAGGUGCCUAUGGAGCCUUUCUGGUGACCAACUUCUGGGAUGACUUCAGCAAAGAGAAGGACAUGAAACAGGGGAAGAUGGUGGCUGAUUCCAGUAAACAACUGGGCUUGAAGCAUGUGGUAUACAGUGGCCUGGAGAAUGUAAAGAAGUUGAUCAAAGGAAAACUGGAGGUGCAGCACUUUAAUGGGAAAGGGCAAGUGGAAGAGUAUUUCUGGUCCAUUGGAGUUCCCAUGACCAGUGUCAGGAUAUCAGCCUACUUUGAAAACUUCCUAAACAUCUGGAAACCUGUGAAGGCAUCUGAUGGUGACUACUACAACUUAAUGUUGCCUAUGAAGGACAUCCCCAUGCAUGGCAUCUCUGGUGCUGACAUUGGACCAGCAGUGGCCAGCGACUUCAGGUCCCCGGAGGAGUUCCUGGGCAAGGCUAUGGGUCUCAAUGCAGAAGCUCUGACAGUUCAGCAGUAUGCAGACAUUCUCUCCAAGACCUUGGGGAAAGUAGUUAAAGACUCCAAGAUCACCCCAGAAGCUUAUGAGAAGCUGGGAUUCCCUGGAGCCAAGGAAAUGGCUGACAUGAUGUGUUUCUAUCACAUGAGGCCAGACAGAGAUGUGCAGCUCACCCAUAAGCUCAACCCCAAGGUCAAGAGUUUCUCCCAGUUUGUGUCUGAGAAUAAAGAUGCCUUCAAGGGCCUGUAG